CGGGGGCAUUGAAACUAACGCAUUCAUUUCUCAUGACUUUUGCUUAAUAAGAGCUGAUCUCUCUUCAGACACAACAACAGCAAUGGGGCUUUGAGAAUUGUCCGAAAAAAGAAAAAAGAAAAAGAAAAAACGUGUUUACCGUGAAAGGAUCUGUCUUCACGACCCGGUUUGAUUCUCUUUUUAAGGAUAAUGGGAAAAGGCGCAAUCAAAGAAGAAGAAAGCGAAAGGAAGAGACAAACAUGGCAAUGGCCGUUGGUGGCUUUGGUCGUUGUCUUAUUAGCAGUUGCUGUCAGCUCUAGGACCGCUUCUAAUGCCGGUUUCUUCUUCACCGAUCGUAACUCUUGCAGCUGCUCACUUCAGGGAAGUGGUAAAUACAAAGGUAUAGUUGAGGACUGUUGCUGUGAUUACGAAACGGUGGACAAUCUCAACAGUGAGGUUUUGAAUCCUUUGCUUCAAGAUCUCGUCGCUACUCCGUUCUUCCGUUACUUCAAGGUCAAACUGUGGUGUGAUUGCCCGUUCUGGCCAGACGAUGGGAUGUGUCGUCUGCGUGAUUGCAGUGUCUGUGAAUGUCCAGAGAACGAGUUCCCUGAGCCGUUUAAAAGGCCAUACAAUAUUGCAGGUCUUCCUUCAGAUAAUCUGAUUUGUCAAGAGGGGAAGCCUCAAGCUGCUGUUGACCGCACUAUAGAUAACAUAGCAUUUAGAGGUUGGGUCGAGACUAAUAACCCAUGGACGCAUGAGGAUGACACAGAUAACGGUGAGAUGAGUUAUGUAAAUCUUCAAUUAAACCCGGAGAGGUAUACUGGUUACACUGGACCAUCUGCUAGAAGGAUUUGGGACUCUAUAUACUCAGAGAACUGCCCAAAAUAUUCAUCUGGAGAGACAUGUCCAGAGAAAAAGGUUUUGUACAAACUGAUAUCAGGUCUUCAUUCUUCAAUCUCCAUGCACAUAGCUGGUGAUUAUCUUCUUGAUGAGUCACGCAACCUGUGGGGACAGAACAUCGAGCUGAUGUAUGAUCGUAUCCUGAGGCAUCCGGACCGUGUCAGAAACAUGUACUUCACGUACCUCUUUGUGCUACGUGCUGUAACUAAAGCAACAGCGUACUUGGAGCAAGCGGAGUAUGACACAGGGAACCAUGCGGAAGAUCUGAAAACACAGUCCUUGAUUAAACAAUUGUUGUACAGUCCGAAACUCCAAACAGCAUGUCCUGUUCCGUUUGAUGAAGCUAAGCUCUGGCAAGGCCAAGGUGGACCUGAACUCAAACAGCAGAUUCAGAAACAAUUCAGGAACAUAAGUGCACUGAUGGAUUGUGUAGGUUGUGAAAAGUGCCGGCUUUGGGGGAAGCUUCAGGCAGGUUUAGGGACAGCGUUGAAAAUACUUUUCUGUGGGAAUCAAGACAAGGAGGGUGACCAAACGCUGCAACUGCAACGAAAUGAAGUGAUUGCACUGGUGAACCUGCUCAACCGUCUCUCUGAGUCAGUUAAAAUGGUUCACGAAAUGGGACCUGACGUGGAGAGGCUAAUGGAGGAUCAGAUAGCUAAGACUUCAGCUAGACCUGGUAGAUUAAGAAGAGUAUUGGAUCUAGCUUUCUCCUUCUGGUGAACUAAUCAUUUAUUAGGCAUUCAUGCUGUGAAUUGAAUGGAUAGUCAGUCAUCAUUGUAACAAAAUUUAAAAAAAAAAGAAUAUCAUUAUACAAACAGCCAAAAGAUUUUGAUAAAACAGAAUAAGAGUAGAGAUUCUUGAGGUAAA
Molecule: messenger RNA, 1746 nt
Organism: Raphanus sativus (radish)
Lineage: Eukaryota; Viridiplantae; Streptophyta; Magnoliopsida; Brassicales; Brassicaceae
Product: endoplasmic reticulum oxidoreductin-1
Biological process (GO): protein folding in endoplasmic reticulum
Cellular component (GO): endoplasmic reticulum membrane; endoplasmic reticulum
Molecular function (GO): protein-disulfide reductase activity; thiol oxidase activity; FAD binding
Source: RefSeq, a predicted model, not a curated record